Periophthalmus magnuspinnatus is the source of this 2210-nucleotide messenger RNA. RefSeq names its product bone morphogenetic protein 15 (gene bmp15). NCBI's taxonomy places the organism in Eukaryota, Metazoa, Chordata, Actinopteri, Gobiiformes, Gobiidae. Gene Ontology annotation, molecular function: cytokine activity; growth factor activity. Gene Ontology annotation, biological process: BMP signaling pathway; SMAD protein signal transduction. The record is from RefSeq and is a predicted model, not a curated record. The coding region runs from base 65 to 1306 and encodes 413 amino acids. Gene Ontology annotation, cellular component: extracellular region. The transcript has 2 exons.
GGUAGAUGCGUGUGCGUGUGAAACGUGUGAGGAUGGUGUCCCGUGAAGCUCUCUGACCCUGAACAUGCAGCCGCGCGGCUUCAUCCUCCUCUUCCUCCUCACGUGCGCCGUGUCCACGCGGGAGUCGAACCGGAGCCGCCGGAGUCCAAGACACGAGCGCGCGCACCACCGGCCUCUCACGCACGAGCAGGAGGCCGAUCAGAACCUGCAGUUCAUGUUGAGUCUGUACCGCAGCGCCGCGGGGCCCGACGGGAGGCCCAGACAGCACCGCAAGUUCGGCUCCAACACCGUGAGACUCCUGCGUCCCACGGCGUCCUCAGUGCGCCACCUGCCGGCCACGAGAGAUCAUCACUACUCCUUCACAGUUGAGUAUCAUCUGGACACUCUUCCCUCGGAGCAGCUGCUCAGAGCCUCGUUCGUCCACCUCCGGUCGUCCUCCUUCGGCCAGGACUCGACCCCCGAAGCCCCUCGCUGCAGGGGGCAGCUCUCCACUCUAGGCCACAGCAGCCUGGUGGUCCUGGAGCCUCACGAACGCUGGACAGAGACGGACAUCACUGCCCACGUGCUCCGGGAGCCCACCCCUCACCUCACCCUCACGGCCCAGUACUGGUGCUCAGACCCCGGGCACGAGGAGGCCGAGCUCCCCUGGUGGAGCUGGUUCUCUUUCGGCGAGCGCGGCGCAGAGAACCCCCACGUGGAGGUGCCGUCUCUGCUGCUCUACCUGGAGGAGCAGCGCCAGGUGAAGGAGUGGGUGGGGGAGCUGCUGGGAGGAGAGGGGGGAGAGGGAGGAGAGGACUUUAUAAACCAGAUCAGACAUGGACUCCCCGCCGUGCGCCAGAGGAGGUCCGAAGACAGCGCCCUGACUCUAGACGCUCUCACCAAACGCUCCUCCUCCUCCACCUCGCUCCCCUCCUCUUCCCCCUCUCUCCCCACCUCCUCCUCCUCGCUUCUCUUCGACUCUCCGAACUACAAGCGGAAAACGGGAACGCCCAAAAACCGCUGUAAGCUUCACUCGUUCCGGCUGUCGUUCGAGCAGCUCGGGUGGGGCCACUAUUUCAUCGCUCCGCCCAUGUACAACCCCCGCUUCUGCCGAGGAGACUGCCCCCGCGUGCUGCCCUACGGCUACAACUCCCCGAACCACGCCGUCAUCCAGAACACCAUCCACGGGUUAGGCCUGGGCGAGGUCCCUUCGCUCUCGUGCGUCCCGUUCAAAUACCUCCCCCUCAGCGUCCUGGUGGUGCACAAGAAGAAGGUGGAGUACAGGGAGCUGGAGGACAUGGUCGCCGACUCCUGUACGUGUCGAUAGCGAAGCAGCACGUAAAAAAAAAUGGACGUAAGAGAUUUGGAAAUGUUAAAUCUCUUCAAAAAUGGACUAAAUACGACAGUUUUUUUCAGGUUUGGUCUGAGGUGAUGAAGCAAGUUGUGAGAUUUUUGUUUUCAAGUUGGAUCUAGGAGACUCUAGCUUGAACGAUGCGCAAAAAUGCUCGCCGAAAAGCUUGCGUUGGUGUUCGAUUCGGUGCAAUUUCGACCAAAAAAAAAGCUGUGAGAUUGAGGAAAAAGCUGGAUUUAUGAGACUGAAAUUUGCACAAAAACGACGCGUUGGUCUCGGGCGAAGGAGACGUUCGUGUGCGGUUAUGAAAGUUGUCAGAUUUGUUGGAUUUGGAAGACGGUAGCUUAAAAAAAAAUGCUCAAAAUGCAAGUGGCAAGUUGGUUUGGUAGAAAAAUAAUGGAUUUGUAAUGAUCUGCACUGUUGUGAAGUUUGCACGGCCCAAACGCCAAGGACGAAUGUGAGGAAUAUGAAUCGCACUUUGAAAUCCGACGGCGUUCUAGUUAUUUAUUGACCAAGUUUUGUAUAAAAUAUUGACACCAACUACAGAAAAAAAAGCAUUUCACAUAUUUAUAAUGUUAAAAGUUUGUCACUUUCUGUGCUCCGGUAAAUUUUAAACGGAAAAAAAUCCCACGUCAUUCAUCAAAACGGCUUUACAGAGGACACAGGAGGCGUUUUUAUUCAAGGUGUUGUGGACGAUUGUUCGAUUGUUGCUGCUUCGUCGUAAACUGUGGAGUGUGAUAUUUAUAGAAAAAAUGGGGGGAAAAAAUGGAAAUGUUGACAAAAAAAAAACCACUGAUUGUGAACCAAAGCGUUUGGUGUGAAAAGUGAUGCAGUUUUAUAGAAAAAAUAAACAAUAAAAGUAAUGCAUUUUCUCAAACUG